Molecule: messenger RNA, 2660 nt
Organism: Ixodes scapularis (black-legged tick)
Lineage: Eukaryota; Metazoa; Arthropoda; Arachnida; Ixodida; Ixodidae
Product: probable peroxiredoxin prdx-3
Exons: 8
Coding region: 319-1443 (374 amino acids)
Biological process (GO): response to oxidative stress; hydrogen peroxide catabolic process; cell redox homeostasis
Cellular component (GO): cytosol; mitochondrion
Molecular function (GO): thioredoxin peroxidase activity
Source: RefSeq, a predicted model, not a curated record
AGCGCUCCUGUCUGACACAAGGAAAACCUCCAUAAGAGACCAGCGCGGGCAGAAAUCUAGGUAUUUCAAGUACUUCAGCGAGUAACCAGAGGUAAAACAGAUACAAACCUUGUUUCAUGAACUCAGUAAAUACUUGCAGCUAGUUGUUACCACUAUAACAUAAACUUUGCGCGGGGAAAAAAAAAGUAAACAAAUAAACCAAACAAGAAAAAGUGACUAGAAAACGACCGUGCCACGAGUGUUCGAGCGCGUACCGCUAACAGUUCUACAUAAAAACCGUGCUAGAAGUCUUCAAGAAGACGCCUCAACAUCGAGUCCAUGGAAGAACCGGUGACGGCGCUUGUGCCGCUGCACAGCAACCAGGAUGCUGACGGCGCAGCGGAGGCCCGACGCGGGAAACGAAAGGGUGGUGAGACCUCAGCGGCGUCUUCGAUCAAGUGGUACAAGCAAAAGUUCCGCGAGUCGUGGCUGCUGGACGACCGCUUCAAAAACUGGCUAGUGAGCGUGCCGGACGACCCGUACCGCGCCAAGUGCAAGCUCUGUAAUGCGGACCUGAGAGCAGGCAAGAGUGAAUUGGAAAAGCAUGCCAAGACCAAGCACCACCGGGAUACCGUCAAGGCGGUGGAGGACGUCAAGGCGCUGCUGGGCUUCGCCAACCAGGCUGAGGCACAGGUGCUACCGGACAUGGUGGUGGAAUUGCCCUCUGCAGACCAGUCGGACAACUCCUUUCAGGUGCACGAGGACGAGCUGUCACGGCCACUCCCCUGCACCACGCUGCCCACCGUGCCUUCCCAGCGGCGGAGCCCUCCAGUGGCGGUGAUGCCGUCGCCCGUGCCUAGCCGCUCGCCCCAAGUGCAGAGCUAUGCGCCCGACUUCAGGGGCAUCGCUGUGGUCGACAACCAGAUCCGUGAAAUUCAACUCAGCGACUACCACGGGAAGUUCCUGCUGCUGUUCUUCUACCCACAAGACUUCACUCUUGCCUGCCCCAGCGAACUGGUGGAGUACAGCGAGAGGGCUGCGGACUUCCGCAGCAUAAACGCAGAAAUCGUUGCCGUAUCUACGGAUUCCUACAGUACCCAUUUGGCAUGGACGAACACUCCGAGGAAGCUUGGAGGCCUGGGAAAGGUGAAUGUCCCAUUGUUGUCCGACUUUACUAAGAAGAUAUCAAAAGACUACCAUGUGCUCCUGGAAGAGGGGGGCAUUGCAUUGAGGGCAUCAUUUCUCAUUGACCCCAGAGGCAUGAUUCGUCAAAGCACAAUCAACGAUGUCAACCUGUACAGAUCAGUCGACGAGACAUUGCGGUUAUUGAAAGCUCUACAGUAUAUCGAAAAGCAUGGAACAGAUGCUCUCGGUGUUGCAGCCAUCAGCUCUUCGUGGGAACCAGAGCCAAGCAGUGGGCGCACAAGCGAACGUCUUGCAAGCCGCACCAGGGUGGAAAAGUGAACUGACUUGUGCCGAGAAACUCUUGGACGUGCCCCGUGCAUUCAUGCAAUUUCAUUUCCUUUUUUAAUGUGUUUACAGUUUAAUUUUUUUUGUGUGUCACAUCUCAUCUUUAGUUAUGUCACUCGCGUUUUUUCCAUCCGUACAACUAUUCACAAGUUUGCUGUAAAUAUAGGAAUGCUUCAAAUUACUGUUGCACCUGAAGUUUUACUCUUUUAGUUUUUUAGCCCGGCCUUGUCUUUUGGGGUGGACAAGGAGAAGCGUUCAUAUUUUUCUGAGCUUCUAUGACGUUGCAGACUCCGGUUUUAAUCAAUCCUUCCUGCUAAGGUUUAGGGUAUGCACCAGUUCAUUGUUUAUAAGCGAGCAUGUUUGCCGGGAAAAUGUUCUUCAAAGAGCAAAGCGUCUGUGCACUCCCUGCUCUACGGCCAGUGCCACUGCCUUGGUGUGACGUUGGAAACAUGAGUUGGUAUAUAGUUAGGAUUGUAUAAAUUAUGAUUUCUGUGUUAAGGCUGUUGAUCAUGCAAGUGAAAGAUUCUUUACUUCCAGUGCUCUCCGAUUUAAAUAUGAUGCUGACAAGUGAACAUUCACAUCCAGCAGGUUGUCAUUUUACUGACUGAAUUAGGCUGACUGCAAUCAGUGCAUUAUAUUUUUAAUGAGGACAUGGUUAUUGCAAAACUUUAUGUUGUACAUUUAAAAAAAAAAAGUCUUUGCAACUUUCUUUUUUCUUUUUUUUUUUUUUUGCUGGUGGUUUGUACUUACUUAUUUUCAGUAUACAACUUCCGGGCUCAUAGAAAUUAAACAUGUCAAUUUGGAGGUAACCUAUUUAAGAGUACAAGUUUCAAAAGUUUUUGCCCCCACUAUUUAGUUGUGCCCUAAAAUAAAUACCGACUGAUUUUUGGAUCUCUAGUGAGGGCUGGUCUGGUUGUACAUGCUGUGUGUGGUGCAUGUUUUAUGUGGUAUUUGUACGCAACCUGCAGGAUGUAGUGCUUGCAUUCUUCCAGGGCCAAGACACGGGGCAUCUGUCAAGAUAACCCCCGCCUAGAUGGAGAUGAGCAACGUCUGCUGUCAAAAGAAAGCCCCAUUUUUUAACUUUAAAUUUCUGAAAAUCAGUGAAGUUUUAAUAACAUUAAUUUCUGAAGCUUUUGCAUUUUAUCUCCUCCGCUAAUGCUACGUUAAAGCAGGGCCUGACCAUUUGGCAAUAAAAUGAUUGAUCGAUAUUG